Molecule: messenger RNA, 2265 nt
Organism: Hibiscus syriacus
Lineage: Eukaryota; Viridiplantae; Streptophyta; Magnoliopsida; Malvales; Malvaceae
Product: putative pumilio homolog 7, chloroplastic
Exons: 6
Coding region: 235-2265 (676 amino acids)
Biological process (GO): post-transcriptional regulation of gene expression
Cellular component (GO): cytoplasm
Molecular function (GO): mRNA binding
Source: RefSeq, a predicted model, not a curated record
AAAAACCCAAAUCAGCCAAAAGAGCAAUCGUCUACAGAAAAGGAAACGUUUUUUUUUUCUUUUUUCGAUGUGAACUUUUUGUAUUCUUUUUGUUUCAUCAACUUUGUUAAGAACACAAAUUUAUAUUUGGGUUUUUAAAUUCUGAUUCUCUGUUUUCGUGUAAACGUAUGCUCUUUGUAUCUAUGAAGUUUUGUUUGUUUGUUUCUUCUUUUUUGUUUUUGGGUUUCUGGGAAGAUGUUUAAAGUGGGUGAGAAGGAGAAGAUGAUGUUGAUAAGGGACAUGAAAAGAAAUAGUGAGCUUGAGACUUUAUCGAGUGAGAGCCCUCAAACUCCUCCAUUUCUUAAUCGUCAACACCGUUCACCAGUUACUCGAGUUUCCCCUUCUCGUUCAAGUUCCUUCUCUAAUGGGUUUCCUUCACCUGAAAAAAGUUUACCGUUUGAAGACCGACCACAACAACAACCCAAUUUUCAUCAUCAUAGACUCUGGUUGGAUCCUACAUCAUUACCAGUUUUUCAUUUCAGAAAUAAGAAUGCAAAUGAAAAAAAUUGGGUCGAUGAUGGUUUUGGUUUGUGUGAGAAUCUAUGCCAAAUGCAUAUUGGAGAUGAAGAAAUUGAUGGGGAUGAUUCUGCCGAAAGGAGGAGAUCCAAGUGCGACCCAGAUGGCUUGGGCCUUAGUUUUGAAGAUGUAUCUUCUUAUAGUGCUGGAAAAUAUAGUUCAUAUGAAGGGUUUCAAUCUUCACCACAGCAAGUUCCUGUGUGUUUUGAUGGCAAUGAUGUCAUGAGGUCCACAUUGCUUGGUUUGCAUGGUGGAAACGAAAAGGGUGAUUCACUGGGGUCUUAUGGUAUUGGUUACAAUCAGUCAAAUGAUUUGGUUUCAGAAUCGAGUUGGUACAAUAACCAGAGACACUAUAUUUUGGACCAGAGAAUGGAACAGUGCAGGAGUUUUGACAAUGGGGGAAUUCUAUUACAGAAUGCCUUUAGUGCUAGGCCCUACCUUGACAAUCCUUUUGAGCUCUGCUCACAGCAAUGUGGAAUGGAUGGUAAUGGAGGUAGAGGAGUCAUUAAUUCUUUGAGCUCUCCUAGAUCCUUGCACAGCAAGGAUCCUAAUGUGGAGGAUCAUAGUAUCAUCAUUCAAGAAAGAGAUUUGAAGUAUGGUGUUGACAACUUGGGCCAUGAUUCAUUCAAGUGUCAUAAGAAAAAAUGUCCCAAAGGCAUUGCAAUGCAAAACCUUAAAGAGAAAAGCCCUAGAAUUGACAGAAAUCAUGGAGAAAAUGUAAGACUAAUGCCAAGCCCAUAUUCCUUGGUUGAGUUUCGAGGAUGUAUUAAUUAUAUGGCUAAGGACCAGAUUGAUAGUCGUUUCUUACAAAGGAUUUUUGAUGAAGGAAGCUAUUUAGAUGUUCAGAUAAUAUUCAAUGAAAUUAUUGAUAAUAUUGUUGAACUUAUGAUGGAUCCCUUUGGCAACUACCUUGCGCAAAAGUUGUUGGAUGUGUGUACUGAAGAACAAAGACUGCAGAUUGUUCUCAUGGUGACAAAAGAAGCAGGACAACUUGUGAGGAUUUCCUUGAACACAUAUGGUACUCGUGUAGUGCAGAAGUUGGUUGAGACUCUCAAGUCCAGACAACAGAUUUCUCGGAUUAUAUCUGCUCUUAAACCUGGAAUUCUUGACCUUAUCAAGGAUCUCAAUGGAAAUCAUGUUUUGCAGUGCUGCUUGCAAUGCCUUGACAACGAAGAUAAUAAGAUUAUUUUUUAUGCUGCUGCACACUUCUGCGUAGAUAUUGCCACUCAUCGUCAUGGAUGCUGUGUGUUGCAACGCUGCAUUUCUCAUUCCAACGGGCAACAUCGAGAUAACCUAAUUACUCAAAUUUCCAGAAAUGGACUUCUUCUUGCUCAAGAUCCUUUUGGGAAUUAUGUUGUUCAGUAUGUUAUAGAGCUAAAGCCCCCCCCUGCUGUUGCCAACCGCUUACUUUCUCAGUUCAAAGGGCACUAUGUUCACCUCUCAAUGCAGAAAUUUAGCAGUCAUGUGGUCGAAAAAUGCCUCAAGCAUUUUGCAGAAAGCCGGUCACAAAUCAUCCGUGAGUUGAUCUCUGCUGUGCACUUUGAACAAGUGUUGCAAGACCCAUUUGCCAACUAUGUGAUUCAAUCUGCUUUAGCUGUAACCAAGGGCCCUCUUCAUGAUUCUCUAGUGAGAGCUGUCCGACCUCACAUAAUCUUGCGAACCAGCCCGUAUUGCAAAAGAAUAUUCUCGCGUAACCUUCUGAAAAAGUGA